GCAACUGACUCUAGAAAGCACCCAGCUGUCAUGGGUACGUCUUAACAGGUUUUGACACUAAUGUGACUUUAGUUCCUGCUUAGUGACAGAGUCCGUUUAGAUGUCCGCGAACUCAAACUGUUGAAAUCAUAGCCGAGAUUCCCGAUGAGAGCAGGGUCGCAUUUAUCAAAGGAACUCCCUCAUCCGGAAAGACGACGCUCGCAUAUCUUCUUCAUGAUCACUUUCGCCGAUGUAACAUGCCCUCAGUAAUGAUUCCAAGAUGGGGACAAACCAGGAAGCAGUACAUCGAUGUUCUUGCUAGCUAUGCCCAUGAUGCUGGUUACAACGAAGUCACUCGAGGCAACCUGCAUCACUAUGAUGGUUGGCUCAAGGACUGGUUAAUACCUGAUUGUCGUACUUCAUCUUCUCAACCAUAUAAUGUUGCGAACACAAAACUUUGGCGAGCUGUGUUUGCAACGGAUUUUUCUUCGGUUGAAAUCUUGGAUUCCUCUAACGAGGUGGUUGUUCCGCGGUUUGCCUUGACAGCCUAAUCAAUUUUAUUUCCUCAGUGAAAUGAGAUUGUCCACAUCGCUCGUCAUUAACUCGCUUGAUAUGAUGCUUUUCUAGUUUCAGAAUGCUAAGAAGUCGGUUCCCCAGAGGUCCACUUGAGUGCAGAUUGUGGCAC
Molecule: messenger RNA, 664 nt
Organism: Monascus purpureus
Lineage: Eukaryota; Fungi; Ascomycota; Eurotiomycetes; Eurotiales; Aspergillaceae
Source: the annotation of a GenBank genome assembly